UUUCCCUCUCUCUCCAUGGACAAGCUUCAUCACCACCAGCAACUGCAGCAGCAGCAACUCUCCUUGGCUAAGUGUUCCAGGCAGAGAUGCAAUGAAUGGAUUUUUCGGGAUGUUCCUAGUGAUAUCACAAUAGAAGUGAGUGGAGGGACAUUUGCGUUACACAAGGUAACAUUUUUUCCUCUUGUCUCUCGCAGCGGACGAAUCCGAAAGUUGGUUGCAGAACAUAGGGAUGCUGAUAUAUCAAGGGUGGAGCUUCUUAAUCUACCAGGAGGAGCAGAGUCAUUUGAGUUGGCUGCAAAAUUCUGUUAUGGCAUUAACUUCGAAAUUACAUCUGCAAAUGUUGCUCAGUUGUGCUGUGUUUCUGAUUACCUUGAAAUGACAGAAGAGUUUUCAAAAGACAAUCUUGGUUCUCGUGCUGAAGAAUAUCUAGAGAGUGUUGUUUGCAAGAACCUUGAAAUGUGCGUUGAAGUUUUGCAACAAUGUGAGAACCUUCUUCCUCUUGCUGAUGACCUGAAAAUAGUUAGCCGUUGCAUAGAUGCAAUAGCUUCAAAGGCUUGUGCUGAGCAAAUUGCCUCAAGCUUCUCACGAUUGGAGUAUAGCAGUUCAGGGAGACUUCACAUGAACAGACAAGCCAAAUGUGAUGGGGACUGGUGGAUAGAAGAUCUCUCUGUUCUCCGGAUUGACCUGUACCAAAGAGUCAUGACAGCUAUGAAGUGUCGUGGGGUUCGUCCUGAAAGUAUUGGAGCAUCGCUUGUGAACUAUGCUCAGAAGGAAUUGACAAAGAAAUCCAGUUUAUGGAAUCCUUCUAGCCAGACAAAAGUUGAUCUGAUUUCAACAGGGCAUGAAAGACUUGUGGUUGAGACAAUUGUCAACCUUCUGCCAGUUGAGAAACUUACUGUUCCAAUCAGUUUUCUUUUUGGUCUUUUGCGAAGUGCUGUGAUGCUUGAUUGCACAAUUGCUUGUAGACUUGAUCUAGAGAGGCGAAUUGGUUCCCAGUUGGAUAUUGCAACUAUUGAUGAUCUUCUGAUUCCUUCCUUCCGGCAUGCAGGUGAUACUUUAUUUGAUGUUGACACAGUUCAUAGGAUCUUGGUAAACUUCUCACAGCAAGAUGACAGUGAAGAUGAUAUGGAAGAUGCUUCUGUUUUUGAAUCUGACAGUCCUCAUUCACCGUCUCAAACCGCAUUGUUCAAGGUGUCAAAAUUAAUGGACAAUUACCUCGCUGAAAUUGCUCCUGAUGCAAACCUCAAGCUUUCCAAGUUCAUGGUCAUUGCAGAAACUUUACCAGAACAUGCGCGAACCAUACAUGAUGGAUUAUAUCGAGCAAUUGAUAUUUACCUUAAAGCUCAUCAGGGUUUACCAGAUUCUGACAGGAAGAAGCUCUGCAAACUGAUUGAUUUCCAAAAGCUAUCACAAGAAGCUGGUGCACAUGCUGCACAAAAUGAACGCCUGCCUCUCCAAGCUAUCGUUCAAGUGCUUUAUUUUGAGCAAAUAAGACUCAGAAAUGCAUUGUGCUGCUCUUAUGGUGAUGAAGACCACAAACCAAUGCCUCAGUCAUGGAGGAUCAGCAGUGGUGCACUCAGUGCAGCAAUGUCUCCACGAGACAACUAUGCAUCACUGAGGCGAGAAAACCGAGAGUUGAAACUUGAGUUAGCUCGGUUGCGGAUGAGAUUAAAUGAUCUAGAGAAAGAACAUGUUUGUAUGAAGAGAGAUAUGCAAAAGUCUCAUUCUCGAAAAUUCGUGAGUUCUUUCUCAAAGAAAAUUGGUAAGCUGAGCUUCUUUGGGCAUAGUUCUUCUAGGGGAUCAAGUUCUCCCUCAAAGCAUUCUCAUAUAACUGAUUCUAGAGUGAACGAAAGAACAUGUGCCAGCACUGAAUAGGUCAUUAGAGUUACCUGGAUCUUUUUCUGUACUGUGAGCCAUGCUCUUGUUAACCUUUUUACUUGACUUUUAUAAAUGUUCCUCGUAUAUUAUUUCUGAUGCUUUGGUUAGCAAGAAUAGAGGUUCUUGUUUGAAAGUCAUGGUUUUUGGAGAGUACAACAUUGAUAUCAUUUGAUUUGCUAUAUGUAAGAAUUUGUCUGAAAUCUUGUAUAGAUGAAAGAAUUUUUAGCUUAA
This is a messenger RNA of Hevea brasiliensis (rubber tree), 2109 nucleotides long. RefSeq names its product BTB/POZ domain-containing protein At5g48800-like. Bases 16 to 1875 code for a protein of 619 amino acids. The transcript has 4 exons. The record is from RefSeq and is a predicted model, not a curated record. NCBI's taxonomy places the organism in Eukaryota, Viridiplantae, Streptophyta, Magnoliopsida, Malpighiales, Euphorbiaceae.